AUGAAGACGCUCUGCACGUUUGUUUUCAGCUAUCGCAUCUGGCGGAGCGUACAGGAGGGUCAAGAGGCCGCAGAUCUCGCUUGUGCUCGUGCUUGGCCUCCCCUGCAACAGGUCGAUCGCGAUCGCAGUCGACGUGGGCUGGAGCUGGAACAACCACGCGAUACUCUCCAGGCUGCUUCAGGGCUGCAUCGCCUUCGAGACAGGGCUAUGACACCACACAUGGCAUUCUUCGAAUGCCCAUUCCAUGCCACUCGCGACUGGCGUAAUUUCCGCUGGGUAUCGUUGGCGGUCCUCGAGUCACCCUCUGGUGGAGCCGACGUCAUGGAUCUGGUUCUAGAACCCAAGGCUCAGACCAUGCAGCACAGACCCCAUCAAUCCACCCGUCCUCCCAUUCGUCCCAACGCAACCUAA
Messenger RNA from Alternaria burnsii, 411 nucleotides. RefSeq lists its product as uncharacterized. The transcript has a single exon. Lineage: Eukaryota; Fungi; Ascomycota; Dothideomycetes; Pleosporales; Pleosporaceae. The record is from RefSeq and is a predicted model, not a curated record. The coding region runs from base 1 to 411 and encodes 136 amino acids.